AUGGGGUCCCAGUCAGUUCUAUACUGGUCUGCCUCUCCACAACAAUCUGUUAGUGUUCUGGUCAAUGGAGAUGUGGUAGAAAAUGUGCCGGGCAUUCAAAACGGUUUUGUUUUCUCAGACAUCAGUGGCUGCAGAAUCUCAGGCUUUGGGGUGAAACCUGGAACUACACGCCAAAGUCUUGACAACUGUACUUCUCUGAUAUGCAGCAACACCAGUGUUAGCUCUACAAGCAGCUGCUUGGUGAAAGGACUCUGCACAGUGACCGGUCCCACCGUCAUUGACUUCAGAGGACAAAUGAACUCAGUGUCAGACCGGUGUGAGUACACUCUGCUGCAGGAUCAGUCUACUGGAUUCACUCUGAAGGCCAACUUUCUGGAACGGCGUCGCAGAGAUGUGAGCUUUGUGGACAGUGUCACUCUGGCCUUCAGUCAGGGUGCUGACAUUCAGCUGCUACAAGGACACAGAGUCCUGGUGGGAGGCUCACCUGUGACCCUCAGUGGUUCAGUCCAGACGUUUAAUGGUGUUUGUCUCUCCAAGGACCAGACUGGAGUCACUGCCAAUAUUUCACUCAAUGGUUCACCUGUGUCUGUGUUCUUUGAUGGAACCACAGCUCAGAUCUACAUUGAUGUACCUGUCAAUGUUAAGGGUCUGUGUGCAGACUCUAGCAGUUCCUCAUCUUCAAGGCUGUCCAGUGACUCCAGCUGUCAGCAACAGUAUGAGGACCCUGCUGACGACACCAUCAACAUCACUGCUGUGAUUGAACAGUGUGAUGUCCUGUCAGCUGCACCAUUCUCCUCCUGUAAUGCUGUUGUUGAUCCAGAGCCAUACAUAAUUGCCUGCAGAAAUACUUUGAACAAGUAUCCUGCAGUGGACGGUCUCAGGUGUCAGUUCCUUAAGGCCUACGCCAAAGCCUGCCAGAAGAGUCAAGCUACCGUGCAGAACUGGUGGACAGCAGCUAAGUGCCACCACCCUGAGCCCAUCUGUCAGGACAAAUGCAGUGACCAUGAGUUCUGUGGAGAUAUCCACGGAAACACUGACUGCCGCUGUAGAGCCAUUUAUGCCUCACAGUACACUGAACAGAACAGACUGGGAGGUCCAACUGUCUGCAAGGACAACACUGCCUCACUCACUCUGGUGGGUUGUCUCCUGAAGGAAAACGGCAUCGACUACAAUCACCUACACCUCAAUGACAAGACCUGCACAGGUGUGAUGGACCCCGAGAGUCACAUUCUGAAGUUCAACUUUAGCAGUGACAGUUGUGGAACAGAGGUCAUGAUCAACAACAGCCAGGUCAUCUUCACAAAUGCAGUUGUGACCCGGAACAGCUCCUCAGACCUCAUCACUCGUCAGGAUAAAGUCUUCAUUGAGUUCUCCUGCAGCCAUCCUGCACCUGAACUGCAGAAUGUGGCCUUCAAGAUUAUAGAUAACUCUGUGGAAGUUGUCCUCCAAUCUGGAGAGUGGCACUACAGCUUGACCAUGAAGGCUUACUCUGAUGCUGCCCAAACCCAACUUUUGGGUCCAAACAGUGAUGUCAGGCUGAACCAGAAGAUCUGGAUUGUGCUGGAGACCAACGGUCUGGAUGAAGAGGUGGUUUCUGUGGUGACCGACUCCUGCUGGGCAACCAGUGGGAACUCACCCAGCAGCUCUCCCAGAUAUGACCUGAUCACAGACGGCUGUGCAAAUGCAGAGGAUGGAACAGUUCAAGUGAUGGGAAAUGGACAAGGAACCUCCAACUCCUUCUCCUUCAACAUGUUUGAGUUCUCUGGAAAGGAACCUUCAGAAGUCUACCUUCACUGCCAGCUGCAGCUGUGUGUCAAAAAGAACGGCAGCUGUGUGCCGAGUUGCUCUGGUUCAGCUAGAAGACGCAGAUCUCUCAGAUACAGACGUGGAGCUCCAGCCUUGAUCAGCAUGGUCUGGACUCCUUAGGUGGUUUCAACAGAAGCGUUGACCUUUCCUGACUUGAUCCUGGUCCUGAACCUGAAUGUGUGAAAGAAUCUCAGUUCUUGUUUCUAUGAAUUAAGUUUUUAAUCAGAACUUAAACUGUUGAUUUUAGGAUUCUGUAGAAAAGACAAAACUUUAUCCUAGAUAUUAUAUUGAUCAUCUGAUUGGUGUCUUAGUAAUGACAUGGGAAAGGGAAGUGUGUGAGUUUCCUUUAGCUUCUCUACAAAAUCAAAGGAUGUACUUUAAGUCAAUCUGAGGAACUCCCUGGAGAACUAGCAUUGGAUGAUAUAUUAUUGAGUAAAUAGUCUAGAAAUGUACAACUUUUGGGGUUUGACUGGUUAGAUUUUGAUGGAUGUUAACUCUUUUAUAGAAGAGAAGCUCUAAAAGUAUUUCCAAAGAGUUCCUAUUACACUGGUGUUUACUGUCUUUCCAUUGGAUCGUGUACAUGUACCAUCUAAACCACCCAAUUCUGCUUCAUUUGAACUGGUCCUUUUGGUUGAUUUCCUUUUAACUUUAUAGGAAAAAUGUAUGACAAUAAUGGCAUAUGUUUCUGUUUUUGUAGUUGUUUACAGUUUUUCAGCAAUAAUAAUAAAACGUGUGGUUAAAGAAAAGUCUGAGUUUUCAUCUCUGUGUACUCACUACCACCA
Molecule: messenger RNA, 2588 nt
Organism: Oryzias latipes (Japanese medaka)
Lineage: Eukaryota; Metazoa; Chordata; Actinopteri; Beloniformes; Adrianichthyidae
Product: alpha-tectorin-like
Source: RefSeq, a predicted model, not a curated record